AUGAACCACAACGAGAUUCUCGCCCUCGAGCACAAAACCUGGGAUGCCCUCUGCAUUUCGGGGUCGAAUCUCCUCCCCCUACUUUCGGACGAUUGCAUUAUGGUCUUUCCGGGCGGGAUGAAGCUAUCCAAAGAAUCUCACCCAACUCUCAGCUCCAUCUUGACGAGCGGGGAGUUCACCCCGUGGAGCUCGUAUACUAUACUUGAGAGCGAGGCGCGGAUCCUCGACGGGAGUACGCAAUCUGCGUUGAUCUGCUAUAAGGUUUCAGCCCGGCGAGUGACCGAUCGUGACUCCCAGAGCUUUGAUGCGCUGUGUUCCAGUGUCUGGCGGAAGAUAGGCCCUGAGCAGUGGGAAAUGGUGUUCCAUCAACAGACUCCGUUGUAA
This is a messenger RNA of Aspergillus caelatus, 384 nucleotides long. Its product is annotated as nuclear transport factor 2 family protein. NCBI's taxonomy places the organism in Eukaryota, Fungi, Ascomycota, Eurotiomycetes, Eurotiales, Aspergillaceae. The transcript has a single exon. The record is from RefSeq and is a predicted model, not a curated record. Bases 1 to 384 code for a protein of 127 amino acids.